ACCUCAUAAUAGGGGCUGAAACCAUCGAUACUAUCGAUAGCCCUAGCGAUAGUUUUUCAUCACUACAACUGACCGAAUCAGCUGUUCACAAAAUUAAGUUAGGAAUUCGGAGCACCAUUUUCGCCGCCGUACACAAAUUUGUAAACUUUGGAGUCAUGUAUUAUAUUAAAGCGGUGAUAACAGCAUUGCAAAUCAAAUGAAAUAUUCGGCAGUAUGAUAUUAAAAAUAAACCAAAGGAGUUAUAAUGUUACGGACUUGGCUGUGCGCAUCGCCUUGGUGCUACUGUUGAUAUAUUGGAUUAUGCCAUGGCGCUUUGCUUCACAUUACGAGUUUUUACACCAAAAUCAAAUAAGUGAGGAGCUUGUCGAGCAAGUUACCAGUAAUAUCUCCAUGCAACGCAUGCCUUCAUGUGAUUACAGUGAUAUUAUAGCAGAUAAUGCAAACACAUAUCGGCCGCAGUAUCGCGAACAUGUACUGCGUGGAGAAGAAAUAAUACCCGGUGGUGAAUAUUUUCCGGAGGAGUGUAGCGCACGAUUUAGUACCGCAAUCAUUGUGCCUUACCGCAAGCGGGAGGAGCAACUUCAUGCUUUUCUUAUCUACAUGCACAAUUAUCUGCGGCAGCAACGCAUUCAUUAUCGAAUUUUUCUAAUUGAACAAUAUGAUCAGAAACCAUUUAACCGCGCGAAGCUUUUCAAUAUAGGCUCAGUAAUUGCUGCUGAACUGGAAUUUCCUUGUUUAAUAUUACACGAUGUCGAUCUGCUCCCGAUGAACCUAGGUCAACUAUACGCUUGUACACUGAAUCCGCGACAUAUGUGCUCCGCUUUGGAUAUUUUCCGUUUUACAUUGCCAUAUCGUGGACUAUUUGGAGGUGUUGUGGCUAUACGAACGCAGCAAUAUAGAUUUAUUAACGGAAUGUCAAACUUGUUCGAGGGCUGGGGAGGUGAGGACGAUGAUUUCUUCAACAGAUUGUACUCCCAUAAAAUUGAUAUUUGUCGCUUUGAGCCGGGAUAUAGUAAAUACACGAUGAUGCGACACAAGCCAGAGAAAAAGAACGAAGAUCGGCUGAAGUUGUUAAGAAAUGGUUACAAGCGCUUCCUGACUGAUGGCCUAAAUUCGUUGGAGUACAAAGAAAAGGAACGUCGACUUCAUAGCUUAUUCACACACAUUCUCGUCGAAACUUGAGUUAAAUAAUGUCUUACAAAAAUAUGCCAAGGAAAGAAAUUUUUAAUCGUCCGAUUAAAAGAUAAGUGGAUUGAAAACCCACUCGAAUAAGGCUUGUAGUUGUAGUUAUCAAGACUACAACGAAAAGAUAUAAAUACAUAAACAUACACAAGUUUAAGUACUCGUAUACCUGUGAGCAUCACCAUGUAAUUGGUCUAAGGUUACUAAUCUAAAACAAUUCGCCCACUUUCCUCAAUAGCGUAUCAGCUCGAAAUUCACCGUUUGACAGGAGUUCCAAAAAACUAUUUAUCAUGAUCACAUGUGCUCUUACAACAAAUCAAAAACAAAAACUACUUCAGGUUUUGCUGGCAGAAAUGUAUGAUUGUACUCUGAGGUAAAUGUAUAAUCGGAGAACAAUUUUAUCGCAUAAUAUUUUUAAUUAAUUCACUUUUGAUGCAUGUGUGCGGAUUGCUUUAUCUGGUACUUCACAUCACGUUGUUCUUAACCAAAUUUCAUGUACGUACAUAUAUAUGUACGUAGUUUUUCGCAGUUGUCAAGAAUGAAACGAUAAUAGUGCUUGUUGUUGCAUUAGCAAAAACUGAGCAUUUGAUAAUAAAGAUAAAUUGGUAAUUUUAAAGAUUUGGUUGUGAAUUACAAAACCUUGCAACGAGAUUAUACCUAUCGCUACGAAUCUCAUUUCAUACUUUAGAAGUACGUUUGGGAUUCAAAUUUAAAACUUUCACACCCUUAUUGCGAGUGUCGACUAGUAGUAGAUAAACGACUCUUUUUCGAUUAUCGCUUGUCCAUGGCAUUCUGAAUGUCGAUUUCUCGUUCAAUAAGCGAUUGUGAAGAGUUUUUUAUCGCUAAUUUUUCUACAACUGUUUGUCUGUAGAAGGAUGAGCGACUAUAAACUAUUAACACGCACUUAUUGAACGAGAAAACGACUUUGAAAAUACCACGGAUAAUCGAUAAUCUACUAACAGUCGUUUAUUUACUACUAGUCGACAGUCGCAAUAGGGGUGUCAGUUACUUUUCUUAUUAUUGAAAGUAGGAGCUAGGGGUAGUGCAUUAAGUUUUGAGUGCACUAAACAUUUCACUAGCACUGAAUAUAAUAAAAAAAAUUAAUUUUUCACUAUUUACCAUCAGCUUAGCGAUAGGAAAAAAAUUGCGCUAUAAACAAAGAGCGGAAAAUUUUAAAAGAACUACAUUAUAAGCUGAAAGCCGCUGAAAGUAAAAAAUGUUCACUAAACUUUCAAAAAUUAAUUUGUUUGUAACAUCAUCACUAGAGCUUGUUGUUGUUGUUGUUGACCCAUUUUGUAAUGAUGACAUAAUGUGAAUUUCACCAUGAGCUUCACAGAUUUGGCUAAUUUAAUUUUUGUGGUAUUGGCAUGUAUAAAAAAAUCUACGUACAAGG
Molecule: messenger RNA, 2575 nt
Organism: Rhagoletis zephyria (snowberry fruit fly)
Lineage: Eukaryota; Metazoa; Arthropoda; Insecta; Diptera; Tephritidae
Gene: beta4GalNAcTB
Product: beta1,4-N-acetylgalactosaminyltransferase B
Biological process (GO): glycosphingolipid biosynthetic process; carbohydrate metabolic process
Cellular component (GO): Golgi apparatus
Molecular function (GO): N-acetyl-beta-glucosaminyl-derivative 4-beta-N-acetylgalactosaminyltransferase activity; galactosyltransferase activity
Source: RefSeq, a predicted model, not a curated record